Messenger RNA from Funneliformis caledonium, 1466 nucleotides. The record is from the annotation of a GenBank genome assembly. Lineage: Eukaryota; Fungi; Glomeromycota; Glomeromycetes; Glomerales; Glomeraceae.
ACGUUUUUAGAAAAAAAGUUCUUUCCAAGCCAGUUGACAAACCAGUUGUAGUCAAUCAAAGACACUUGAUCGACAAAAUUCUGGCACGUUAUCCCACAAAAUUUACGGUAUUUCGUCAAUUAAUACAAAAUUCUGAGGAUGCUCAAUCGUCAAAGGUUGAGAUUAAAUUUGAAACUACAAAUCCGAAAACAGAUAGAAAUACAUUAAAAGAUAAAACUAAAAGGAUUGUAUUCAGAAAUAAUGGAAUUACCUUUAAACUCCAAGAUUGGGACAGAAUCAGGCAAAUUGCCGUAGGAAAUUUUGAUGAACAAAAAAUAGGAGCUUUCGGGGUUGGUUUUUAUUCAGUGUUUUCAGUUUGUGAAGAGCCAUUCAUAAUUUCGGAUGGACAAGGAAUGGCUUUCUAUUGGCGUGAUGAACAAUUAUUUACAAGACAAGGUGAAAUUGAUGAAAUUGAUAAUAGAGUUUGGACAAUAUUCGCAAUGGAUUUGAGAGAGCUUACUGAGUUUCCGAGUGUUGAAGAAUUUACACAGUUUUUAGCAAGCUUACUAGAAUUUGAAACAAGAAAAUUGAUAAGUAUCACAUCGGGCGCUGAAACAUUUUCUCAGAAAAAGAUGUUUCAACUAACCUCAAUAAAUGUCGAAGAAAUUAAACUAGACGCCUUAGUUCUGAAAAAUGGGUCCAAUGGAUCAUUAAUUACUGAUCAUAAACCAGAAGAUUCAUCUAUAUUUUUUAAAAUUUUCAGUGGAAAUUUAGAUGUUUUAGUUGACGAGAAAUUUUCGAAAGAAAUGCGCCGAAUUACCAAAAAGAACUUACCAAGUGUAAAGGCAAUACAGAUGAUUUUCACUGGAUCUGAAGUUAUUAUUCCUCCAAUAUUUAAAAAGUUAUUUCCAUAUCCGAAACCAGGAAGAAUUUAUAUUGGUUUUCCAACCCAGCAAACGACAGGAUAUUGUUCACAUUUUGCAGCUCGUGUAAUUUCUACUGUUGAUCAUGAGUCAAUUGAUUUAGUAGAUAAAACUUUGGCUGUCUAUAAUAGUGAGAUACUACGUUUAGCAGGAGUGUUAUGUAGAAUUUUGUAUGAGGAUGAAAUGAAUCAAAUAAAAAAACGCUAUGAGGAAGUUAACGACGAAAACAUAAAACAUAUUCAUGAACAGCUAGAAAAACGUUUUGCGUAUACUUUAACAUAUUUCACGUUUGAACCAAGUACACCAGAUGCACUUGUCAGCGAAAUCAUCGAAUCACAAUUUUUUGGUUAUACGGAACAAAAACCGUUGUUUCUAUUGACACGUAGUGUCCUUCAAAUGACUGAAGUCCGGAUGCCUAAUUCAGAAAUGGAAGGAUUCAUAAAAAAAAUUCCAGUUGUUCCAAAAAUUGUAUUUGAACAAUGCGAUUCUUUUUUCAGAAAGGCAAAGAAUAAAUAUAUGAAGGAGCUAUCUUUUCAAGAUGUUUUAAUUGAAUUAAAAAUUUGA